This is a messenger RNA of Gasterosteus aculeatus aculeatus (three-spined stickleback), 3353 nucleotides long. Lineage: Eukaryota; Metazoa; Chordata; Actinopteri; Perciformes; Gasterosteidae. The record is from RefSeq and is a predicted model, not a curated record.
CGCCUUUCUGAGAGGUGUCAUGACCGUGUAAACGCAAUGAAAACAAUGUUUCGGACAACAUUUAGAAUCUUAACUACUUUAGCUGGGGAAGUUAAUCGAAAUGGAUAGCUAAGAGGUCUCGUGGGGGAAAAUAUUUUCGUGAAGGUCCAUUUCUUAGCGGUUCAACAACACAUGGCGUCACAUUCACAUGUCAGCAUCCCCAGCAGCAGCCGACUCACCCCGGCAGCGGGUCACACGCAGCGGCUCCCCAACGACCUCCAGCUGUGCCCGUAACGUCAGCGGGUACCGCGCCGCGGCCCGGCUGCAGCCGCCUCUCCGCCCCCCCGGUGCACAGCCCAACCCGCCCUGCUUUCUGCUCCUCGUCAGCAGCCGGGAGCAACACAGGACCGUCGACGUCCCGUUGCUCCGGGUGGAAGCGGCUCGGACGGCAGGCUGGACCCCAGGCAGAGGCUUUCACCUACCGGAACGCUCUCCAAAGCAGGUGCAGAGCUUCAGGACAGUUUGGACGACGGUCCUGCCUGGGAACGAUCACUGCACCCUACCUCGCUGGCAGUGGCCUUGUGACCCCAUGUGCACAACCCUGCUUGUUUGAAAGAUAAAUCCACACAGUUCUCCAUGUCGAAGUCGGCCCAGAUGCAGCUGUCCAACAUCACAGUGCCAAAGCCGUCUAUCUCCAGGGUGCCCAGCAGCAUGGAGGGCAUCAACCACGAGCUGGAGAAGGUCUUCAUCAAAGAUAACGGAGAGAAGGAGGAGCUCAAAUCCCUGGAGGUCCCCGAUGGGCGGCGGGCGCCCUUCCCUCCCCAGCAGCGCAGCAGCAGCACCCACAGUGUGGACCCCCAGACCCCCAUGGCUCCCGGCCGCUCCAGCAGCUGCUCCAGCCUGUCGCCCUGCCCCUCACCCGCCUGCCUGCCCGGGUCACACGAGGGCAGUCCUUACUCCACAGAGGACCUGCUCUACGACCGGGACAAAGACAGUGGAAGCAGCUCCCCACUGCCCAAGUUUGCCUCCUCUCCCAAACCCAACAACAGCUACAUGUUCAAGCGGGAGCCGCCAGAGGGCUGCGAGAAGAUUAAAGCCUUCGAGGAGAUGAGUUCCAGGCAGUCCACAUCGGCGUCGGCCCCCCUCUUCUCCUGCCCCGACAAGAACAAGGUCAACUUCAUCUCGACGGGCUCGGCAUUCUGCCCCGUCAAGCUCCCCGGCUCCCUGCACCUAAUGCCGGCCUCGGGGCCGCAGGUAGAGGCGACCGGCAGCUCGGCCCCCUGGGGCGCUGCUUCGCUCCAGGAGCCCCCCACUCAGGUCUCCACAAGCACCAGCACAGACACCGCCCCGCCCGGCUCGCCCUCAGAGACUGCAGACCCCCCGACAGACAGCCCGGCCAUCAGCUAGAACGGAGCAGAGCUGGCCUUUGCCCUCCUGAUCCCCCACCACCACCCACAAAACCCUCCCCCUAUGCUUCGCCGAGGGGGGGGGUUGUCUCCAUCUCUCUGUGCUGAUCCCCCCCCCCUCUUCUAUCUCUGCAUGACGUAGCCACAAUGUCCCAAACAAAGCACCGCCGCCACCACCAAGGCUCUCUACGUUCCUGCAUUAUGUCCGAGGUUAAAGGUGAUGAUUGGCAGGCAUCGGAGGGAAGAAACAGAGGGGGUGGGGGGGGCAUGCAUUUUAAAAUUGGUAGUAUAUUUCUGAUUAAAUUAUGUGUUGUGUUCUGUUUCAACAUUCGCAGUAUGAAUAAGCUCUUCUAAUCAUAUAUUAUAUACACAUAUAUCAUCUCUAUGAAAAGAAAAAAAAAUUGCUUGUGUAAAAAAAAAAAAAGAUCCCUGACUGUGCAUUGCUGUGUUUAAGUAGCUGUACUAUUCAGGAUUAUGUUUACACUGUCCAGGUCACAUUGUCAAACCCUGUCUAAAAAAUGCAAUGAGAAAAUAAUUUGGGCAAAGGAAAAAAAAAAGGCCUCAAAUUGGUUGCACAGUUUCUGCAUCUGGCCUUCAGGUAUUUCCCAAUCAGAGUCUAUACUCAGGUACAUUUGGAAUAUAAGUCCAUACGAAUAUCUGCAGCCUGACGAAGCAGAUCAUAUUCACCGUCAUUGAUUUAGUCUCGAUCCCAAACGAAUCAUUGCUUUCAUCAUUGCUGACAGAGACUGAAUGUGUUGCCGGGGAACCAGAAGAGGACGGGUCAGUCGUACUGUCACGCAGAUACAGUCACUCCAAAGCAGUUGGUGCAGAUUGGAGAUGAAGUUGUACGUUUAUUCUGAGAUCAAAUUCAUUUAGUGUGUGAGUAUUUAAAAAGCAGCAACAUGACAUUGUUUGAUGAGAAUCUGUGUAAUUCUAAAGGAUGUUUUCCAUCUGAAAAAUCUCUAGUGCUCCAUGAGCAAACAUUUAUUUUUUUGGGCAGUUAAAUGGAGCGGGAGACGCAUCAGGGAUGUUACUUCCAAAAUAGAACAAACAACCCGAAAGGGAAAAAGUCAUCCAGAAGCUAAAAGGUCCAAUGUGUUGGUGGUGGUGACCAAACUCAAGCCUAAAGGGAGAGUGAAUAGUGGACUCUGCGUCUUCGCCCUGUAGCAAUGAGCCUUUGUUUGAUUAGGUAAAGGUGAAUAAUAUGUGUAAAUGUCUUUAAAUCAUAAACCGCAAAUAAAAUAAUUACAUGUCAAGCAUAGUGCAAACGUGUCCAGACAGUAUUAAAUGAUUGGGUCAACAGACACCGUAGCAUUUCUCACUUGGUAAAGGACAGUAGGUGUUACUGCACGGUUUGCACAAACUAAAACCAGUAAAGCCAUACAAGAUAUAGUGUCUCAACUCCAAUCUGCAUAGCCAAACUGUUUCAAGUAUCCACAUCCCUUUUAUUCCAUUACAAUACGAGACGUAAAUAGAUUCAUGUUGCUCCAUUCCGAAAAUAUCUUUUUUUUGAUUGCAGUCAGAAGCGAACUAGUGAUGUGGAGACACGGAUAAAAGCAGCACACUGGCCUGCCUCCCUCCCCCUGUGUGUGUGAAGCCCUCGCGCCGUGUUCCACCACUCACCUUUAUCUCUGGAUCUGUGGUGCUCCUCGAGUCUCCCUUUCAUAUGUUCUAUAUAUAUAUAACUUUAAGAAGGCUCGAUGCAGUGUUGUGGUUUCUCGUGGCGUUUCAGCACCUUUCCAAGAGCUAUUGCUUUUCUAGUGUCCCACAUAUACUUGGCACUGGCAAACUAACUAGGAUUUAAAAGAAAAACAAGCAUCUCAUCUUGCAUUCCCACACUGAUAGAAUACCAGCACCGACACAUUCCCAGCAGGUCAGCGUGUCCAUCAGCUCCCCAGCGAGUGUCCCUGUGUCCCCCGCAGAGUUUAAGUUCAUGCACAAUGGCAAUAAAUCAAUCAAUGAACAAUG